AUGUCUGAAGCCGCUACAGAGACCAAGAGAGAAAAGAGGGAGAGAAAGGAGAAGAAGAAGGAGCAGAAGGAGAAGAAGGCUAAAGUUGAAGAAAAGGUAGAGGCCGAGUCUGAAGACAGUGAAACCAAAGAGGCAGCGGAAGAUGAGCUCGAGAUCGACUUGAACGCUGGCGUGCCACUUUCCAAGAAACAACAAAGAUUGUUGAAGAAAGGCAAGUUGAACGUUGAGAAGCUUGCAAAGAAACACCCUGCUCCUAGACGUGCUGACGAGGAGGAGACUGAACCGAAGUCUGGCAAGUCUCCAUUUGGUGUGUGGAUUGGUAACUUAUCGUUCGACACUACCAGGGAAGACCUUAUCAGGUUUAUUGUGGGUAAGUCACAGACGUUUGGCGACGAUAAGGAGAAGGUCGUGGAGAGCGAUAUCACGCGAGUGAACCUUCCAAAGAAGAACGGUAAGAUCAAGGGUUUUGCGUAUGUGGAUCUUCCAAGCCAGAAACAUGUGGAGAGCGUUGUUCUGCUUAGUGAAGCUAACUUGAACGGCAGAAACCUUCUUAUCAAGAGCUCUACGUCGUUUGAAGGCAGACCUGAAGCCGAUGCGCUGAAACUGCUUUCCAAGAACCCACCUCUGAGAAUCUUGUUUGUGGGUAACCUUUCGUUUGACACAGCCGAGAGCGAUUUGGAGGAGCAUUUCAGACACUGUGGCGAUAUUGUGAAGAUCAGAAUGGCCACUUUUGAAGAUUCAGGCAAGUGUAAAGGAUUUGCGUUUAUUGAUUUCAAGGAUGAGGUUGGUCCAACCACUGCCCUCAAGUCUAAGCUUGCCAAGAAGCUCAUAAACAGACCAUUGAGACUUGAAUAUGGUGAAGACAGAUCCAAGAGAACGCCAAACAGAGUCAGAGAGCAGCAGGUCCAGGAGGGAGAGGUCAAGGAAUCAUCUCCAGCAGAGCCUGUUGAAAGACCAUCCUUCAAAGAAAGACCUACCUUCAAAGAAAGACCAGCAUCUGAAGAGAACUACAGACCCAAAAAGAGAAGCUUCAACGACGCCCCACCUCCAGGCAAGCGUAUCAAGUCGUCUGUGGCUCUUGCAGGCGCCCAAAGAGCAUCAGCCGCCAUCGUGCCAUCGCAAGGUAAAAAGACCACCUUUGACUAG
Messenger RNA from Candidozyma haemuli, 1146 nucleotides. RefSeq names its product Nop13p (gene NOP13). Bases 1 to 1146 code for a protein of 381 amino acids. The record is from RefSeq and is a predicted model, not a curated record. NCBI's taxonomy places the organism in Eukaryota, Fungi, Ascomycota, Pichiomycetes, Serinales, Metschnikowiaceae. The transcript has a single exon. Gene Ontology annotation, molecular function: RNA binding.